AUGCUUCUUCGCCCGUGCUCCCUCCCAAAUCUCCACCUGGCAGUCCCGCCGUCUGCUCCUAAAAGAACAUCCUUCUCUCUCAUCAGAGUCGCACGCGACCAAAUCCAACUUCGCCACGCUCGCCGAUUUUCCUCGAGACCAGCCUUGUGCAAUGCAGCAUCCCCACCCACACACUAUGACGUCCUCAAGCUGCUUCCAACAGCAACUGCGGCAGAGCUGAAACGGCAGUUCUACGUUCUUUCCAAAGAAACGCAUCCGGAUCACAACCGCGACGAUCCAAAGGCCGCCGAUCGCUUCGCCCAGAUCAGCGAGUCGUACUCGGUAUUGGCGAAUCCGGAGAAGCGGAAACGCUACGAUCGCGAUGUAAUGCGCGCCCACCAUGCUUCCCACCACCGCCGACACCAUGGCUCGCACUCGUCUCAUAGCACCUACGCAGGCUCACGCCCUGCAACCGGCCUCAGCAAGCGCCGCAGCGCAUUCAAAGGCCCGCCCCCCAGCUUCUACGCCCACGGGAAUCCCUCCGCCCACACCGCGCAGCAGACACAAUCGUCCUCAUCGGCCACCGGCCCAAACCACCACAAGGCAGGGACAUUCAACGCAGGUGCAUACACAGACCCCGGCCACUACGAUUCAGCAUUCAACUCAUCGGCAGUCUACAAAACACAAACACAUGAAGACUAUCGACGAACGAAUCGGCGGGCGGCUGAAGCUGCCGCGAUGCAGGCAAUGGCAGAGGACGAAGGGAAUUUCUGGACUCGAUUUAUCGUCGUGGGCGGCAUCUUAGUCCUUAGCGUCACCUUUGCCUCCUUCAUCGCUGCUACGUCAAUGCCUUCAGGAAGGGGCGGACUUGUGAAAGCUGAUGGUAGCCGCCGCGAUGGAUUGAAGAGAUAA
This is a messenger RNA of Exophiala aquamarina CBS 119918, 891 nucleotides long. RefSeq lists its product as uncharacterized. The record is from RefSeq and is a predicted model, not a curated record. The transcript has a single exon. The coding region runs from base 1 to 891 and encodes 296 amino acids. Lineage: Eukaryota; Fungi; Ascomycota; Eurotiomycetes; Chaetothyriales; Herpotrichiellaceae.